UCAAACAAUACAUUAGAAUAAACAGUCGCGUCACGGUCUUCACUUCUACAAGGCGUUGUUCCUAAUCUUAUUCACACAUCAAAUAUUAACUUCCUUUUGGGAUUGAAAGAGAGUAAAGAUCAUCGCUGAUUUCAGUUCAGUCAGUUCGCCGUCAUGUUUCGCAAAAGUUCGUUUUUCUUAUUUUUUUUAAUUUCCUACAAGGCCGAAACUGUCACGGAAGAAGAUCCGCAAUGCGGUCAAGUAUUUUUGGAAAAAACGUUCCUGAUUACCAGCCCGAAUUAUCCGUUGUCGUAUCCGAAAGCCCCGCCCUGUUUCUAUCUGCUAAAAGGGCCGGAAAAUUGCACCAAUAACGAGUUCGUAAUCGAAUUUUUGGAUUUUGACAUAUUCAAAUCGGCGGGAUGCGUUACGGACAGACUGGAAAUUGGAAGCCAAGACGCCCUAUGCGGCAUUAAAAAGGGCUUUAAAAGGUACCGGGGCGAAAGGGGCCUUUUGAAAGUGAAAUUCGUGGCUGAAAGCGAAACGACGGGCCACGGGGGGUUUCGAUUGUUGGUGACGAGGGUGGAUCUGUGUGGAGAUGAAGACACCGCGACAAGUGGUUUUAGUUAUGUUACCGAUAACACAGAUGACCAAACAACAAUCCAACCGACAAAACCAACCAGAACCUACUUACCACCCCCGCUACCACCCUGCUGCCAAAAAAACACAUUUUCAAACAAAAUAUUCCACUUGGUAAGCCCGAAUUUCCCGUACUCAACAACCAACCCUACAGAUUGCAGUUUUAUUGUUAAAAAAUCCAGCCCUUCUGUCUGUAGACUUCGUAUUAAUGUGCUCUAUUUCAACCUUGAUGUGGCACGAAAUUCUAGUUUCGUAGAAAUUGAUGGUAAGCGAAUAAGUGGAUGCAAAUCAGACCUUAGGCUUACCACAGAGUUUGGGGUAAGCGAUUCGAAGUUGGUGAGGUUCGUUAAUGAGGGAUCGAAAGUGUCGGGGGAAGCAGGUUUUGUUUUGGAAUUUAUGCAGGACGAGUGUCAAAAGUUGUAUGAAGGAAAUAGAUACAACCAAAGAAGGUGGACAAGGCAAGCGGACAUUCAGCAAUUAAAGCUUUUAAAUGAAAAAAGCCUCCAUAUACCAAGCAGAGAAAACAACUACAAUAUUCAAAAAUAUUUUUACUUUUUUGGCCCUGAAGAUGAUCAAGAUAUCUCUUGGACUGGAGAUGAUAAAGAAGAAAUCGAUUCAAUUGACUUAUCUACUAUAGAAAACCACUCCAGGAAUCUUCAGGAAUGCUUCAGUUGGAACCGGGAACAACUAGAGGUGCUUCAAAGAAGCUUUGGGACAAACUUGUAUUCCACGUGUAAAGUUUCAAGCAGUGUGGAGAGUCCAGACUGUUUGAUAUUGAAUUCGUUAUCUGGAAGGUUUAGCAGUCCUGGAUAUCCACUGGGAUAUCCUGUAAAUCGGAAUGUAUGUUAUAGAUUCCACUUUACACCAGGAUUUUGCAAAAUCGAACUUUACUUCGAAAACUUCCAACUAGAAAGCAGCGUUGACUGUUUAAAGGACUACUUGCUCAUAAACAACGACCGUUACUGCGGCACCUACUUAACAAACAAGCAAAUUUUAAUUAGUCGAAAAGGACAGCAACAGGAGGCUUUCGAGGAUAUCACGUUUAUAUCUGACGGUAAUUACUGCGGAAAAGGUUUUUCCGCGCUCUAUCAUCAAGUGCGUUGUCACAAUAUACCCGAUGAGGAAAAUUCGAUUAUUAGGCCAGACAGAUGUUUUCCGUUGGGAAAACCUAACCUCGAUUGUCACAGGGUUAUUUCGGAUGACGUAUUCGUUAUUAACAGCCAGGAAUUGGGAAGAGUUUGUCGGUGGGAGGUGAAGAAGAGUAGUGGGGACGUUUGCAAAAUCGAUUUUUACCUGCAACAUUUUAAUUUACCUUGCCCCAUUGGUAGAGUCGGAAUAAAUGGAAUAAAUUUGUGUGGAGAACGUACAGGACAAUCUUUGUCUCUAGAUAUAGUUGAUACCAUUACACUUUUAUAUAGUGGAAGUCAACUUUAUAAGGGGGCAUUUUUGAUUCAAGGAAGGCAAAUUUCCAAUUGUGGUUAUUCUAUUCCAGAUCCUGUAAGGCUUACAGCACAACUUGAUCCAGAUAUGGGCAAGAACAGAACUCAAUAAGCAAAAAAUUUAGUUAUUAAGAGCUUAUAAAAUUAUUGUGAUAUACAUAUAUGUAAAAUUAAAGAAAAAUUUAUUGGAA
Molecule: messenger RNA, 2245 nt
Organism: Anthonomus grandis grandis
Lineage: Eukaryota; Metazoa; Arthropoda; Insecta; Coleoptera; Curculionidae
Product: cubilin
Exons: 9
Coding region: 154-2166 (670 amino acids)
Molecular function (GO): serine-type endopeptidase activity
Source: RefSeq, a predicted model, not a curated record